AUGGCUAUCACUGCCUGCACUCAGAUAAUGGCUAUCACUGCCUGCACUCAGAUAAUGGCUAUCACUGCCUGCACUCAGAUAAUGGCUAUCACUGCCUGCACUCAGAUAAUGGCUAUCACUACCUGCACUCAGAUAAUGGCUAUCACUGCCUGCACUCAGAUAAUGGCUAUCACUGCCUGCACUCAGAUAAUGGCUAUCACUGCCUGCACUCAGAUAAUGGCUAUCACUGCCUGCACUCAGAUAAUGGCUAUCACUACCUGCACUCAGAUAAUGGCUAUCACUACCUGCACUCAGAUAAUGGCUAUCACUGCCUGCACUCAGAUAAUGGCUAUCACUGCCUGCACUCAGAUAAUGGCUAUCACUGCCUGCACUCAGAUAAUGGCUAUCACUGCCUGCACUCAGAUAAUGGCUAUCACUGCCUGCACUCAGAUAUGGAUAUCACUACCUGCACUCAGAUAA
Pelobates cultripes (western spadefoot toad) is the source of this 459-nucleotide messenger RNA. Lineage: Eukaryota; Metazoa; Chordata; Amphibia; Anura; Pelobatidae. The record is from the annotation of a GenBank genome assembly.